ACACACACAUACAUACACACUACACAGACACGAAACUAUAAAAAAAGUUUUUUUUCUGGAACAGUCCCUCAGUUUUCUCUGUUUACAAACACUUUUGGAGCAGCAAGACAACCAGGAGGUCCUCAAGUUGAAUUGCAGGUGAACUAAUGUGAAGGUGUAAAUCAGAAAAUGGCAUCGAAUGAUCAGUGGCCACCAGUGGCCCCAGUAGGAAAAAAUUCGGCGAAAAAUCGAUCGAGUGGAAAUGUAAAGAGACCAACUAAAGAAGAUCAGCAGCAGGUGCUCUCUGGACUGACUGAAAUGUUCCAGAAAACUCUAGAAUCAGAGGUAAUCCUGUCAGUAGCCCAUAACUGUGACUGGGAGUUGCAAUCCUGCAUAGAUGCCCUCAUAGCCCUCUCCUCGACAGUCGAAUCACCGGACAAACAGACAAGAGGAGCUUUUGUCCUGGUAUCUCGUGAUUCUGGGGAGCAGACGGAACCAUAUGCCCAGGACCUUGAGCCAGAUUUCUUCAAAAUGGACAAGAUCGAAUUGCAAAAGCAGAAAGAUGAAUUUAAAAAAUUCGAGAAGAUUAAAAAAACAACAUCUAAGAACCGAAUGGGCUCGUUCAGAGGGAACAUAUCAAAAUUGGAUUCGAAGUACCAAGAGAAGCAUAAUCCUGGGAGUUUCGAUUCGAUCUGGAAUCCACCGAAGCCCCAGAGCAAAGCAGACGAGAAAAAUUGGAAUGAUAACAGUGAUUCCGGGAAUAACGCUCAAUUUGUCCUCCCCCAGAUGCCUCUGAAGGCGAAUCCCUGGAUUGAGGGCCUUAAACAGGUCUCCACAAAUCCCCUCAGCCUCAAUACACACAAUCCUUCGGUCUUCUCCGAGAAAAAUUCUAUAUCCUCGCAGAAUAAACCAAAAAAGGAGUCUGAAUUUUGUGGGCUGAAGGUGCAGUACCGAAUAGCAGGAAUGGAGAGUUCCUCAGAGGACGAUGAUGCUGAUGUUGUAAUCGAGCAAGAGCUCAACUGCAGCAUUCCCACGUCACUACCAGUCAAUGUCUCCCAACUGUUGUCAUCGUCGAUCCAGAGUCCUCCUCAGGUCGCCUGUAGUUACAAAGCAAAAACCAUCACGACACCGUCACCACCGAGAACACCAAAAAGGUCAAUUCACGAGGCGACACUCGAUAGAAUAAAGAGAGCCAUUCUGAAUCGACAGAAAAUUAUGGUGUUGAUGAGGGGCCUGCCAGGCAGUGGAAAAUCCUCCCUGGCGAAGAGCCUCGUCUCUACCCUCGCAGGAAAUCCUUCUGAUUACAUAUUCAGCAGUGACGAUUACUUUGUCACCCUGGGAUGUGGAAUUUACAUGUACGACCCAAGAAGAAUCGAAGACGCCCACACUACGAACCAGAAGAAGGUUAAUGAGGCACUGAAAAGGGAAAAAACACCAGUGAUAGUCGAUAAUACCAACACUCAAGCGUGGGAGAUGAGGCCAUACGCAGCUAUGGCUGUGAAAUUUGGGUACAUCGUUGUGACACUGGAGCCGGACACCUCCUGGGCGACCAAUGUCAGUCAAUUGGCGAAGAAAAACAGUCAUGGGGUGCCAAAAGAGAAGAUUGAACAGAUGUUGCUGCGCUUCGAGCCUGGAAUCACUGGGGAAAAACUGCUGGUAAUGUUCUCGCUACGAUAUCCACCAGGGAGUGAUCCUCGAGAGCUGAACAUUACAGAGGAUUGUAAAAAUGAUACUGAACAGGUGUCUGGACCCACUCUCAUAGUCGCUGAUCGUCUUCUCGAACUCGAGGAGUCAGCAGAUAAAAAAGAUGAAGGGGUAGGAAAUAUUACUCUCGCAGAAGUCACAGAAUUAGACGAGUUCAAGCCUAAUCCAGGAGAGGAGUACAUCUUGCAAGUGUUGGGAGCCAUUGGAUCAGAGAGAAAGAACAGUGUCGUAGCAACUGAUCUCCCCAGCAUGCCAGACCUUUCCAAUGAGGAAAUUAAUUCUCCAAAUCACGAUAUUCUGUCACACUGCUCAGAAAUGCAGGAGCAGGACGAAGAAUUCGGUAAAAAGGGGAAGAGGAAUGGAGAGAGUCCUGUGGAUCAGAUGGAGGACGAUGGGGUGAGAUCAGCAGUUCAUAAUUUUCUGAGUGAGCUCACUCAGGGCUACAACAGCACAUCUGGAGGUUUCGUCCCAGAGCAGAGGCAGUCGACAGUCAUUAUCACUGAAUUGUUUGAAGAACAGGAGAUUCAAAAUGUCGAGGAUAUCGCUGUUAGUCUUCUCGAAAGUACUGAUAUUGGCGAUGGAGAAAAACAUGGGGACAUCAAACAGGAGGGACAACCUGAAGUUAUUCAAAAAAAGAGUGAGGAUGAGGAAUUGCCAAUACUUGAGAAUGAAGCUCCAAUCGAGGACGAGAAAAUAGAGAACAGCUCUGGAGAGGAUAGGGACAUGAGUAUCAUCGACGCAGAGAAUUUAUCGGACAUUGAGACAACAGAAGAACCGGGAGAGCCUCAGACUCAAUCAACUCUGGGAAAUUUCUUCAAUAUGAUAAAUGUUUUAAUAUUGGGGAAUACCCAGGAUGAAGAGGCCCAGGGGAUUGAUACAGAGAUAGAAGAGGGUAAAGAGUUGAAAGAGUAUUCACUUCUUGAGGAACCCCAGUUGGAGUCGAAAAUAGUUCCGAAUUCAGCUCCUGAGUCAAUUUUCAGAGAUCAUGUGAAUAUCAAUAGUUCAAUAGCUGAGAUUAAAGCUGCGAUUGAUAGCACAGAUAGUGACGUCUUGACUCAGAAGAUAAACAGCAGUGAUAAUCAAGAAGGCAGAGAAUUUUACUCAUUGGAGAGUGAGUCAUUAGUGUCUGUGAAAAUGUCCAGCUUAGAGGAAACAAAUGUGUUUUCCUCUGAACUUGAAAAAGUAGAGUGCAUUCCCAAUGAAGAAAUGGAAACAAAGCCUGAAUCAAGUGCAGAGCCUGAGAUCCUUGAUAAUAUUAACAGAAUUACCUGGAAGGAGUCUCCAUUUCCAGUGGAUGACCUGCUUCUACCUAAAAUGAGUACACUGGACAAAGCGAGUUGUAAUGUGCCGAAACAUGACGCCUCAACUAACACGAGUUACUAUGAUUUCAACGUUUCCUACAUCGGGGGAACGUCGGAGCCCAUGUACAGAGUGAUUCCGGCUUUCAAUAGAUACAUCAAUGAAAGUAUACCCCAUAUUCAGCCAGAGAGGCCACCGGUUAAACUCAUGCUGGAUAAAAGCUCAAUGACUGGGAAUAUCUUCUCCAGGGAAGGUAAUCCAGAGGUGGAGGGAGCAGAGGAGAAAAAGGAUCGAUUUUUCGAGCUCAUGGAGCUUUUUCCCGACAUCCCGAGGGACUAUUUAGCGGAGAUUUAUGAGAAAGUUAAUGAAGACCUGGACUGGGCUGUGGAAUUACUCCUCGAAGGAGUCACUGAGAACGUCAUCAUCAAGCCAGAGGAAAAUUCUGGGCUGCAAGAGUCUUCCACAGAGCAAGGCAAUAUUACUUCUUCUGAAAUUGUGCAAUUCACUGUACUGGAUUCAAGUCCUCCACAGUCUCCAGGGUCUACAGUUCAGUCGAAGGACGAGAACCAAGUAGAAGAUGAAGAUAAACAACAAGAAGAGAAUGAAGAGAAAUAUCUGGAGGAACUGGGAGUGAUUGAAGGAGUUAAAGAUUCGGCUGCAGACGUCUCUGACGAUGCCGCAUCCACAUCGACAACCUCAGUAAGUCGUCUGGAAUCCAUAGAGGACGAGAAAAGCUCUGAGAGCGAUGAACUCCUGGAUCUGAACCUGGGAUUUGACUGCAUAAAGGGCUUGGAGAAAGCCCUGGGCAUUCCUAAUUUCCACAUCCCCGAGAGUUUUUCACCGGUGAUCCAGAUAAAGAAAUCGGUAGCCGAGGAGUUGUACGCUAGUUGGAUCGAGAGUCUAUCCCAACAAGCGAACACACGCCACGAACAAUUGGAUCAAAUGAUGGCGGAGGAUGCUGAAUUGGCGAGAUCUUUGGAACGUAGAAUGGAGCUUGAGGGGGCAAUUACUUCGGAUAAUUCUGUCGAACCAAAUUUAGAGCAGAUAAUGGACAUGGAGUUGGCUCUAGCCAAAUACAAAAAUGAAUUAAAGUCAAUUAUAAGUCGAGAAACACCUGAUGAUCUUGCUGCAAGGCUGUCUCGUCAGAUGCUUCACGAGGCAAUACCUGAUAUUGAUCCAGACGCUCUCAACGAGAUUUUACAAUUCUACCAUGGAAAUUUCAAGGAGGCUUUCGAGGUCAUCCAGAUGGAGACUGGUAGAGCCAUUGUUCCAUGUGAUACACUCAAGAAGCAGAAGAUUUUGAUGGAUAAAGUGAAGGAGGAGGAUAGAAAUCUGGGGGAAAGGGAGCCACCUAUUAUUGUGGUGAGGACCAGGGCUAAAGACGAGAGGCUGGGGUAUAAUACUGCUCUGGCACAUGCCAGGGACUCCAGGGAGGAAGCGCAGAGGCAGUUGUCUCUGAAGAUUCAGAAUUAUAAUAAAGCUGCUGAGGCUUACAGAAAAGGAUGCCCCGGUGUUGCUGCUUAUUACUCCCAAGUGGCGAGAUUGCACACGAAGAAUAUCGAUGCUGCACACGCAGCAGCUGCCAGUGCUUUUGUGGAGGCCCAGUCUUGGGAUGAUGAAGAGACACUUGAUCUGCAUAAUUUGUUCGUCUCAGAGGCACUCACUGCGUUGGAUGAAUUCCUGGAAUAUCAUAUGGAGAAGCUCAUGAGGAGCAAUAAACGAUCAUCUAAGAUUUACAUCAUAACUGGAAGAGGGGCUCGAAGUAAUAACGGAACUAGCAAAAUUAAACCUGCCGUUUCGCAGAAGUUAAUUAGUAAAAAUAUCAAAUUCUCUGAGGCUAAUCCAGGCUGCCUAAAGGUCACAUUAUACAAAAAAAAAUGGUCCAACUGAUUAAAAACAUAGAAAAGGAAACGCACAAGUCGUGGGCCACAGUGUCUGCUCAAUAUUUCAACUGUAGGUGAAUCAUUUGCAAAAUAUGACGAUAUUUUUCAUAUACUUUGGAAUAUGUGAUUAAAUGAGUCCAAUAAGUAACGACGUCGGUUAGACAGAUAAGUUUUUUUUUCUUAUGAAUUUAGAUUUACAAAUACAGAUGAAAUAUAUUUUACUAACAUCGUAACAUAAGCAAUAAUUAAUAUUAUUUUUAAAAUUUCUCUCUUUUCGAUAAUUCAGAAGAUAUUGUAUGUCUCGUUAUUUUUUUUUUGUACUUCUCACGUGAAUUUCGAAAUCCGAAAUUCGAAAAUAAUAUUUUUCGUCAAGAUCACAGUGAAAAGAAUGAUCAUUUACGCUUACGUUUACCAUCCAAAAUCAUGAUUAUUUUAUUUUUGUUAAUUACAGAAUAGUGAAUGAUUAAUUGUUAUGUAUACUUGAAAUUUUUUUAAGUCACAGUCGAUAUUCUGUGCCAUAUUAUUCCAAAUCUUUGGUAAAAUCAAAUGAACAUGUGUUAAUUUUUUCCUUAUCAAUUUCUCAGUUCCGAAAAUAUAGAAUUAAUGAAAAUAAAAUUACUAUA
Molecule: messenger RNA, 5488 nt
Organism: Fopius arisanus
Lineage: Eukaryota; Metazoa; Arthropoda; Insecta; Hymenoptera; Braconidae
Product: NEDD4-binding protein 2
Exons: 4
Coding region: 169-4872 (1567 amino acids)
Cellular component (GO): nucleus
Molecular function (GO): ubiquitin binding; endonuclease activity
Source: RefSeq, a predicted model, not a curated record